This is a messenger RNA of Nestor notabilis (Kea), 408 nucleotides long. RefSeq names its product tetraspanin 15 (gene TSPAN15). The transcript is spliced from 3 exons. The annotation marks the transcript as partial. Lineage: Eukaryota; Metazoa; Chordata; Aves; Psittaciformes; Psittacidae. The record is from RefSeq and is a predicted model, not a curated record.
GUCCCUGGAGAAGUCAUUAACACCCUGUGUGGAUACAGGACACUGGAUAAAGAGCGCCUGGAGCUGCUCAACGUCAUCCACGUGCGAGGCUGCAUCCACGCUGUUGGGCUCUGGCUCAAAGACAACUUUGAGGCCACUUUGGGCAUUGUUUGCUCCCUGCUGCUUCCUCAGGUGAUCGGCCUCGUGAUGGCUUGGCUGUAUUGGCAAAAGCUCAACGAGAUCUACUCCAAGCUGGACACCGUUGACUUCAAGAUCCUGGAGAUGCGGGAUUUCAGCUUCGGGGCCGUGGAUCUGAGCGGUGCAGGAUGGUGCUGGUGUUUGCCCAAGGAAGGGGGCUACAUUCCCAUCAAUGCUGAGGAGGAGGAAGAGGAGGAGGAGGAAAGCACCAUCUGCCAAAGCAAAGUGUGA